Paramisgurnus dabryanus is the source of this 6852-nucleotide messenger RNA. Its product is annotated as desmoglein-2.1. Gene Ontology annotation, cellular component: plasma membrane; desmosome. Gene Ontology annotation, biological process: homophilic cell-cell adhesion. The record is from RefSeq and is a predicted model, not a curated record. NCBI's taxonomy places the organism in Eukaryota, Metazoa, Chordata, Actinopteri, Cypriniformes, Cobitidae. Gene Ontology annotation, molecular function: calcium ion binding.
UGAGAUACUUACACGCCCAUGCAAACUCUUCUGAAUCACACAAAAACCCUAAAGCCACUCACUAUUUGUUCAGUUAUUUUGUUUCAAAUCUACUGGAUUUGCAUAUAAGGAGAGAAAAAGAGGUGUGGUAGGGGGCUCCUCUGGGUGUGCACUAGAGAAAGUGUUGUUUUACAAGCCCCUCCCAAACAGUAGCUAGCCCCCAUUUUUAACCCUCCACACGAAAACAGCUCUGCUCAACAGGUCACGGCCGUGAGAAAGAAAGGACAGAAGACAGGAGAACUGGAUGAUUAAUUCAACCAUUGAGCUCUUAUGUCUCCAGUUUGGAUAGCCAGAAUAUGCUUGGUUCUGCUGGUCUGCAGGAUUGUGGCAUCAAGCACCAGAUCUAGGCGAAGGAGGCGCGAGUGGAUUCUUCCACCUACAAAACUGCUUGAAAAUGUUGACUACAGAAAAGAGGAGUUUGUGGCAAAAAUCCGUUCUGACAAAGAUCUUCACGGGCAGCAGGUGGAGUACAAACUUACAGGAUAUGGUGCUGACAAGCCACCCUACAAUUUGUUUGUUAUCAAUCCUGAGACUGGCUUUGUUCGACUCACUGGCUUGCUAGACAGAGAGAAAACACCUUUAUACAAUCUGACUGGCACAGCAACAUUUCGUAAUGGAACAAUAGCAGAGGACAAAAUUGAGCUGAAGAUUAAAGUUGAGGAUCAGAAUGAUAAUCCACCAAUAUUCAGAUUACAAAAGGGAUCUGUAAAGGAAAGCAGCAGGAUUGGAACGCCUGUCAUGCAGAUAAAAGCUUUUGAUGCAGAUGAGCCAGGCACCAUCAAUUCCAAAAUAGCAUACAGUAUAGUAAAACAAACACCUGCCGAAUCUGGUUUCUUGUUCACCAUUGACAAAGAAACUGGAAAAGUCUAUGUUAAGGAAAGAACCCUGGAUCGAGAGAGACAUGACAGCUAUACGUUAGAAGUCCAAGGAGUUGAUAUGAAUGGCCUACCAUCUGGCAACACAGGAACCGGCACAGUUCAAAUUCAGGUUUUGGACAUAAAUGACAACGUUCCCACUCUUGAGAAAGAUGCGUAUUCAGGCAGGGUGGAUGAGGGUGUGGUUGAUGUGAUCGUCAUGAGAAUAAAAGCCCUCGAUAAAGAUCUGGAAUUCACUGAUAACUGGCUGGCGGUUUUUGAUAUUCAAAAAGGAAAUGAAGACAAUCUUUUCACUAUUGAAACAGACCCUAAAACUAAUGAGGGGAUUCUCAAACUUGUCAAGCCUGUUGAUUUUGAAAAGAUGAAAGAAUUGGACCUUAAUUUAGUUAUAUCUAAUGUAGCUCCUUUUAUAAACGGAAGUGCUUUGGAGCUCGAUGUUAAUCUGGACAGAGAUGGAGUGGGUGCUGGAGCAGGUGCAGGGAUUGGAGCUGGGUUGGGUUUGGGAGUAGGAGCAGGGGUAGGGUUAGGUGUGGGGGCUGGACUGGAUCUGGGUGCUGGACUGGAUCUGGGUGCUGGACUGGAUCUGGGUGCUGGACUGGAUCUGGGUGCUGGACUGGGUGCUGGACUGGAUGCUGGACUGGAUCUGGGUGCUGGAGUGGAUCUGGGUGCCGGAGUAGAUGCAGGUGGUGGUAUUGGGAUUAAACCUGAUGCUGGGCUCAAACCUGGAGUUAAGCCUGGAACCAAGCCUGGCUCCUCACCUGGUGUCCAGCCAGGCGUUAAACCUGGGUCAAAACCUGCCACCAAACCUGAGUCGGGUGGAAAAGGUUAUCCAGUUAAGAUUGCAGUCAACAACAUACCAGAUGGCCCUGUCUUCAAACCUUCCGUGAAAGACUUCCCUGUGUCAGAGGAUCCAGAAAAUAAUGAUAUUCCAAAAGUGCUGGGAACAUAUGCUGCUUUGGAUGGUGACACAGGAGAGCCAGCUGAAAAUGUAAGGUAUGCUAAAGGUCAUGAUCCGGAUAACUGGAUAACUGUCGAUGAGGCAACAGCUGAGAUUAAACUAACAAAAGUUCCAGAUCGAGAGUCCAAGUUAUUGGUCAAUGGAACCUAUCUUGCAAAGAUUCUCUGCAUGACUCAAGAUGUGCCACCUAAAACCGCUACUGGGACAAUAGCUUUAAAGGUGGAGGACACAAAUGAUCACUGUCCUACAUUGACCAGCACCUAUGAGCAAGUUUGUGAUGAUAAUAAAGUGGUGAAUGUGACUGCUUUCGAUGAGGAUGUUAAUCCCAAUGCUGCACCUUACGAGUUUGUUCUAAUAGAAGAAGAGACUGUGGGGAAGUGGGAGAUGGUGCCUAUAAAUGAGACAUCAGUGAGAUUUCACACGAGUGAGUCUUUGUGGCCAGGCAUCUAUAAAGUGACAGUUAAGAUCUCUGAUGCUAAGGGUCUUGCCUGUGAAGACAACCAAAAGUUUGAGGUAGAAGUGUGCAGCUGUGAGAAAACAGGCUCCUGUGCACCAAGAUCAGCUUCACAGCAUGGAUCUUCAGUUAGAAUAGGAGCACCAGCAAUUGGAUUGUUCCUUAUUGGUGCAUGUUUACUCCUACUGGUUCCUUUGCUCCUGAUCUUCUGCCAGUGUGGGGCACUGAGUGAAUUCACAGAAUUGCCCUAUGAAGCUAAAGAAUAUCUCAUCGCAUAUCACACUGAAGGAAAUGGAGAAGACAAGGAGGUUCCACUUCUCAGCAGUCCUGUAGUUACAGCAGAUCAAAACCAACUGUUUCAAGAUAUGAAGACAUCACCCCUAGUAUGCUCAAUGCCCGUUUAUGCAAGUGUCGCUAAUGACAGUCAAACAUUCCACCAGGAAAUCAACGGAGGGUUUACAGAAACUGAUAGCAGAUUUCUGUACCGCCAAAACACCCUGGCCAGCCAACGCAACAGUGGUAUCUACUCAACAUUAAUCAGACAUGAACAACAUGACAUUUAUGAGGAUAUGGCACUGGGAGAUGAAUUCCUUUGUGAAUACUUCUCUCAGAAAGCUAGUUGUGUUGCAGAGAACCUUAACCUGAAGGACGAUCCUCAGAUGUAUGAGUACGAGGGCAAAGGCUCACCUGCCGGCUCUAUUGGUCGUUUAAGCCUCUCUGAUUCUGAUGAUGACCUGGAUUUCCUCAACAACCUGAAUUCAAAGUUCCUAACACUAGCAGAGAUAUGCAUUCCUCCAAAGCCAUCUGUACCUCCUCCUAAAACUGAACAAGUGGUCAAAUCUGUACAAAGCAACCUCAGAAGCGAGAGCUCUGUUUCGAGUAGGGCUCUCCAGGUAACCAAAUCUUCAGAACAGGUACAACAAACCUCUAUUUCGAAGGUUGAGGAGACGGUCAACAAAUCAGCCACCCUUCCAAUGGUCGAAACAAGUCAGACAGUUUUUGUGCAACAACAGCCUCUAUACUACAUAGUGGAGCAGCAAAUACCAAACACCUUCCUCAUUGCCGAGAAUCCCACGCAGGGCAUGUAUGUAAUAAAUGGGAAUGCUGGGGCAGAAGGUUUGAUACUUCAAGGACCAAACAUUUCACAGUCAACUCUGAGUAGAGGACAGCAGGCAAUGUAUUUGAUAGAUGGAGCUAAUGGUCAGAUGCAAACAGAUUUGCAGGGACAGGAAACAGUGUUAGGAUUUAGCCCUGUCUUUCCUCCCGGAGGUGCAGCUGAAGGUAUAAUGCUAAUGCAGACCCAGAUCAGCACAGAGACACCAAUGCAAGGACAGGUUGGAGGGACCCCAGGGUUGUUUUCUGAUCUAACGGGAACUCUCAAAAAGCAGCAGAUGCUAUCUGAACCGUUGGUUAAUGUAGAGCAAGCUGAACCAAAAGUACAAGAAACUGUAUUAAAGAAUCCAGGUAGACAGGGUAAAAACAGGGUACAAAACUAAACUUUUGGGUCACUACAUGCUAUAAUUCUAUUACCCUAUGUGACCCUUCUGUGAAAAGCAGGCUAAAGUCAUAAUCUUAUUUUUUUUAAGGUCCCGUUCUUUCCGUGUUUUUGAAGCUUUGAUUGUGUUCACAGUGCGCAAUAUAACAUGUGUUCAUGUUUCACGUGUAAAAAAACUCGGUAUUUUCCACACAAUUUACUUAUCUGUAUACCGCUGGUUUACUCUCCUCAAAACGGGCUGAUGUCUUCCUUGUAUGAAGUCCCUCCUUCAGAAAUACGUAAUGAGUUCUGAUUGUGUAGAUUGUUUAGUGUGUUAGGAUUCGAUAGCAGCUUAGCUUGCCGUUAGCUUAGCUGGUGACUGACGUAUUCCUGUGGGCGGAGUUUAGUCAAAAACUGUUUUACUGACGUCAUUAAAGCAGGAAGUAGAGGGCUGUAGUUCAAACGAGCCGUUCACUAUAUGCUUUGAAAGGCGAAUUCUGUUAAAGAAAAUAAAUCACCUGCCAUUGAACUUUGAGCUUUAUUAUUUUGCAGAUAUUAUUUAUGCUAUUAUAGCAACAUUACACACUAACUAGGGUUUAAAAAAUGGAUCAGAAAGAACGUGACCUUUAAGAUUUGGAUCAUUAAGAGUUUGAUUUUCUAUCUUUGACAUGAACUUAGUUAAUAAUAUUAAACAUAUCAAGGUUAUAUUUUCACAGAAUGUUCUUUAUGUUAUGCAGGAUGAUUUUAUGUAGAAAACAAAAAAUUUCGUAUUAUGCCUCUUGUUCCAUGGAUAUUCCAGCCUGAUCUCAUAUUUAAUAAGUUGGCUAAUUCGUAUGAAUUCAUACGAAGUUAAUCUUGCAAAAAUGUACGAUUAUUCUAAAAAAAAAAAGUCAACUUCACGGGCAAAGGCAAAUCAUACAAAAAUGUACAAAUGCGAUUGUACAAAUUAAUACGAAUUAUCAUGAGAAGAUAGUGUUAAAUAAUUCUGUAUAUAUAGCAUUGUGUUAACAACACAAAAGGUCACAGGUUCGAUCCAAAAAAGGCACAUAUUGACAAAACAUGUAUACCUUAAAUGCAUUGUUAGUCGCUUUGGAUAAAAGUGUUUGUCAAAUGCAUAUAGUAAAUGUAAAUUCACUGUCAGAAAAAAGUACAAACAGUAAAUAUUUGUUCCUAAGGUUGCGUUUUGUCCCUUAUAUAUACUAACCAUAAUACAAUGUUGUUCCUUUAUGGGACAUUACUGUACCUUAAGGACCUAUUGUGUACCUUAAAAUGCACAGUUAACUGCUUUGUAGGCAUGGGCCAGUAUGAGAUUCUGGCGGUAUGAUACCCAUGCGCAAAAAUAACAGAAUUUUGCGGUAUUGCCAUUAUAACACUAAAAUGUCUGCGUAUAAAAACAUCAUCUUUUCAACUGGUCACAAUACAUUUUAUUUUUAAGCAACCUACAACGUUUAUGCCAGGUAAAAAUAAAGCCUUUAAAUGAUCAUAUUCUUUCAAAAAUAUGUAAUUAAAAUGUUAACAUGAAUUCAAUUAUAUGUUUUAAUUCAUUUUGUGUAAACACAGUUCAUACCUUGAAAAUGGUUUCACAGAAAAUUUUUGUGGUUUUGAAACCAUGACUCUUUAAAACCUCGGAAUACCUUGAAACCGGUAACCGGCCCAUGCCAAUUGCUUUGUACCACUUAAAUUUAACUGGUACAAAAUUGUUCCUUAAGGUACACAAUAGGCCCUAAGGGUAUAAUAUUGUACCCCUAAAGGUAUUGCGUUGUAUAUGCGUUGUAUUCCCAUAAGGUACAAAAAUGAACAUUUGAGAGUAGAACCCCAGCGAAAUAAAAGGUACUGUGUUGUAUCCUAUUUUUCACAGUGUGUAAUAAUUUGACCUUGAAAUUAAUUAUAUCUCUUAACCAUUUUCCCAAAAAUCAAUAAGGUGCCUACAUAAACUGCAUUUUUUUGGGUAUCAGAGGGGUUGUCCAGACAUGUAGGCUAUUUCAGCAAGUACAAUUACCAUAAAAUACCUCAUAACUUAAAUGCAAUACAUUUAGAAACAAAUAUACAGCAAAGUAUUUAUAGGAAAUAGUUUGUGUCACAUAUUUAUAUUAGUUAUGCAGACAUCAAAAAAACGUUUGCUAAAUCUCUAAAACAGUUUACACGAUGAGCACAAUUCGCUUUCAACACAAGAGUCAUAAACUUCACGAAAAAUAGGCUAUUGAUGUUUGGGGAGGCAAAUGCAGACAUGCAGAGACUGGACAGCCAACCAGUUAAAGUAAACCAGCUUUAAAACAGCCGAUGUCUGUCAAUCAAGAUAAGUCAAUGUUUCACGAGGGAGUCCCUUAAAAGUGCUGGAAUUUUUUUAAUGUCUUAACCGACAUGAUGAUGGUUUGAUCAAUGACAGCUGAGCCUGAAGCAAAGUACAUACAGCAAACAGUUCAGUUCUCAGCAGAUGAGUUCUCAUCAAACAUUAUAGUGGCUUUGUUUGUCUCAGCAACUACAGCUUGUUGAUAAGAAGAGAAGACAGAUUUUUUGAUAUUCAAACAUAGAUAUUCAAAUGCAGAUAUAUACAAAUCAUCCCUUCUGCAGUAUUUUUACAACAGUGAUUUAAAAUGGGCGAGGCUGAGAAAUUUGAGGGCGAAUUAUGUUCUUUUGAGACUCAUGUUGCUUUGCAUUUUAUGGCCAUUAAGACAUUAAAAUGAAUGCUUAAGUUUCAACUUAUCUAAGAAAAUAAUAUUUCAGCCUAAAAGCUCUACAGAACAUGCAACCUGCUUGGAAGAUCAUUGUAGAGCUGUGGCCUAUUGGUAGGCUUGAAUACAAUUUAUGUUAUGUUCUAGUGUAUAAAAACUUUCUUUAAAAAAAAUUAUCUAUAAAGAUAAAAAAAAUUCUCAGUUGCUUUUAACUUCAAAAUUCAAAUUUCUUUAUACUUUUCACCAAAAUGUAUAUAAUCUUUAAUCACUGACUUGUCUAUUUUCAUCCUGCCAAUGAUUUUUGUAUAUGAAUGUGUAUUAAUGAACUGCACAAAAAUCUAAUGUGGGAAAUACUUUAAAUAAAGGAAAUUAAAGCUCCA